Cicer arietinum (chickpea) is the source of this 2030-nucleotide messenger RNA. Its product is annotated as polyphenol oxidase A1, chloroplastic-like. The record is from RefSeq and is a predicted model, not a curated record. Lineage: Eukaryota; Viridiplantae; Streptophyta; Magnoliopsida; Fabales; Fabaceae. Gene Ontology annotation, molecular function: catechol oxidase activity. Gene Ontology annotation, biological process: pigment biosynthetic process.
UAUUAGCAUUCACAAAAUGUAAGAAAUAUCUUCAUUAGAAUUCAUUAUAAAAGGACUAUAAGCUAGAAAGACAUUAUUAAAUCUUUAUAAUUAAACCAUGGCAUCUAUCUCACCUCUUUCCUUCAUCUCCAAAGUUUCCCCUUCUUCUCUAUAUCCAUUUUCACAUAAACAACACCAAUCUUCUAAACAUAUAAAACCAAAGCACCAAGUGAUCACAUGCACUGGCAAUAAUAAUUACCAAAACAACCCUCAAGAAGAACAACAAGUACCACACAUUAAUGUAGAACAUAGAAGAAAUGUUCUAAUUGGCCUUGGAGGACUUUGCAGUACUUUCACCACUCUUAACAACAACCCUUUUGCCUUAGCAUCUCCAAUAUCUCCACCAGAUCUUUCCACGUGUGGUCCACCAGAUCUACCCUUAGGUGCAACACCCAACAACAUAAAUUGUUGUCCACCAAAUUCCACAAAUAUUAUAGAUUUCAAAAUUCCUUCAACAAAUCAACCUUUAAGAAUAAGACAAGCAGCACACUUGGUAGACAAUAAAUACUUACGAAAAUAUAAUAAAGCAGUUGAACUCAUGAAAUCCUUACCGUCGGAUGAUCCACGUAGUUUCAUCCAACAAGCAAAUAUUCAUUGUGCUUAUUGUGAUGGUGCAUAUAGUCAAGUUGGUUUUCCUAGUGAUCUUGACCUUCAAGUUCAUAACUCUUGGCUCUUUUUUCCUUUUCAUAGAUGGUACCUUUAUUUCUAUGAGAGAAUCUUAGGUAGUUUAAUCAAUGAUCCUACUUUUGCUUUACCAUUUUGGAACUAUGAUGCUCCUAAUGGCAUGCAAUUUCCAACUAUUUAUACAGAUACAAAAUCAUCUCUUUAUGACAAACUAAGAAACACUGAUCAUCAACCUCCAACACUCAUAAACUUAAACUUUGAUGGCGACGACGACGACGAUGUUAAUGAAAGAGUCUCCACAAAUCUCACUAUAAUGUAUAGACAAGUUGUUUCUAAUGGAAAAACUUCAAAACUUUUCCUUGGAAACUCAUAUCGUGCUGGUGAUGAACCUGAUCCAGGUGCUGGAUCCGUUGAGAAUGUUCCACAUGGUACUGUUCAUGGAUGGAGUGGUGAUAAAACUCAACCUAACCGUGAAGAUAUGGGAGUUUUUUAUUCAGCUGCAAGAGAUCCUAUUUUUUUCUCUCACCAUUCAAACAUUGAUAGAUUAUGGUCUAUAUGGAAAACCUUAGGUGGAAAAAACAGAAAAGAUUUCACUGACUCUGAUUGGUUGGAAUCAGGUUUUCUCUUCUAUGAUGAGAAUAAGAAUCUUGUGAAUGUUAAGGUUAAGGAUUGUCUUGACACAAAGAAUCUAGGUUAUGUUUAUCAAGAUGUUGAUAUUCCAUGGCUAAAGUCUAAGCCAACACCAAGAGGAAAAACACAAAAAAAGGUUGAAGUUGCACAAGGACUACAUUUUGGAAUUGGUGAAGCACAUGCUUUUGAAAGUUCAAGGAAAUAUGUUAAGUUUCCAUUGGUUUUAGAUAACGUUGUGAGUACUAUAGUGAAGAGACCAAAGAAAUCAAGGAGUAAGAAGGAGAAGGAAGAAGAGGAAGAGGUUUUAGUGAUUGAAGGGAUUGAGUUUGAAAGAAACUUAGCUGUUAAGUUUGAUGUGUUUAUUAAUGAUGAAGAUGAUAAAGUGAUUAGGCCGGUUGAUACAGAGUUUGCUGGAAGUUUUGUGAAUGUACCUCAUUUCAAUGAAAAUAAAGGGAAGAAGAAGAUUAUUAGUUGUUUAAGACUUGGAUUAACUGAUUUGUUGGAAGAUUUAGGAGCUGAAGAUGAUGAUAGUGUUGUGGUUACAUUGGUUCCAAGGAAUGGGAAAGGACUUGUCAAAAUUAGAAGUAUUAAGAUAGUGUUUGAAAAUUGAAAAUUGAAAAUUUUAACCACUUUUUAUGCAUGUGUGUGCAUGGUAGAUAUAUAAUGACAUUUUCUUAUUCUUAUCUCUUGUAUGUGGACACAUUAAUUUUGUAAGCUUUAGCACAUCUUGUAUUUAA